Lodderomyces theae is the source of this 1749-nucleotide messenger RNA. RefSeq lists its product as uncharacterized. The transcript has a single exon. Gene Ontology annotation, molecular function: protein binding; translation repressor activity; mRNA binding. The record is from RefSeq and is a predicted model, not a curated record. Bases 1 to 1749 code for a protein of 582 amino acids. Gene Ontology annotation, cellular component: P-body. Gene Ontology annotation, biological process: regulation of mRNA stability; nuclear-transcribed mRNA poly(A) tail shortening. NCBI's taxonomy places the organism in Eukaryota, Fungi, Ascomycota, Pichiomycetes, Serinales, Debaryomycetaceae.
AUGGAUCAAAGUGAGUCUAAACAAUCGUCGCUAGCUCUGCUGCAGAAUGCCCCAAUUGUGCUUUCACCACCACCGCUAGAGCACACUUACUCGAACAACUUGCUGUCUGGUCGCCCUCACCCUGAAUAUUUACCAUCUCAAAGACAGCAGAGUGUUGGAUACAACCUCCAGCACGAGUUUGAGACUUUGACUGCAAAGUUGGAUUUGGAUUUAAAAAAUCAAGGCAGGUCAUCACAAAGUGCUCCACCAUUCAACGAAGAACAACUUCAAUCUAGCUCCAAUUUGAUAGCACCUGCAGCAACCAACACUGCAAUCACCUCAUCAAACUUGUUGAAUUUGGGAAGCUCGGCAUCCGAUAUAAACUCAUCUUUUCCACAAGUUGCAGCACCAAAACCACAAUUGAGUUCGUUGUUGGAGAAUAGAGUUCAAAGCUCGCAAGCUACAGGAGGGUUUUUACAACCUCCAUCAGCAUCAAUCCCAGAUAGGCCACAAUCAGCACACGAUUUCACAAAUAUAUUUCGCAGACGUGGGCCAGGACUCAAUAAAGGAGCGCCCCCAUCAUUGCAGCAACUGAACCAAUCAAACUUGUAUCUGGAUCUUUUGGUCUUUAGCAAUUGGAUUGAAAAUCUUAGUCCUCAAGAUACUGUUUCAAUGAUUGAUUAUUUGUGCGCCAGCUUGCCCGUGGAUGUAUUGCUUACAUUUCAAGCUAAACUUGACCAACACUUGCAGGCUUUUAAUCAGCCAAGUGCGUUGCAAAAUCCAUUGUCUCCGUAUGGAAACACUGCAUUCAAUUCGGAGCUUGAUAUGGAAAGUUUGAGCUUGAAUGAUCAAAAAUUUAAUCAGCCAUUGACACAAAACUCAGGGCCAUUCAGUAGCGAAGCGGGUCCAUUCAGCUCAAACUUGCUGAAUAUAGAAAUUGCUCGCCCUCGCUCUGCUGAUCCCUUUUUGCAAAAGAAUCAACAGGGGGUAGGUAAACCAGAGAGAUCAAAAUCACCUACAUCACAUUUGCACGAAAAGACGAAUUUUCUACAAUUAGCUGCAAAUAACAACGUGUCGCCGUAUUAUUAUGGCAGCAGUCCUUAUUAUCCACAACAGGUCAAUAAUGCUGCUGCGGCACCAGGUCUUCAUCAGGAUGAGAACCUCGAUAUGUCCAAUACUGCUUUGAAAUUGGGUGCAUUAGCAACUAUCAAUUCGAGAGUGGCUUUAGACAGUAAUAGAAAACACCCACAUGGAGCUGCCCAGUGGAACAAUACUGGCCCACAACCGUUCCAUCACGGUAAUGGCCAUCACCACAAUCUUCAACACCCUCAGGUGCAAUCUCAAGAUAGGCACAAUUUAGCAAUGAGUUUUGAGAAUUCAAUAAACAGGGGAGCAAACUCUGCAUCGGUGCCUGUAAACACACCCCAUAGAAACAACUACAAUGCGCUUUCCAAGAAGAAAGUGACCUCUCCCAACGCCACCGGUAUGCAACACUCCAAUAUGUCAACCAACUCCAUCAACAGUCAAACUGGAGCCAACGGUUCCUCGUCGAUGCCCAGUGAAGUUGCAAGCCCCGAACUCUUGAACAACAUCCCUGCGUGGUUGAAAUUACUCCGGUUACACAAGUACACUGAUUGUUUGAAGGACAUGUACUGGAAAGAUUUGAUCGAGUUGAAUAACGAGCAAUUGGAGGAGAAAGGGGUAGCAGCUUUGGGAGCUAGACGCAAACUAUUGAAAGCAUUCGAAGCGGUGAAGAAUAGUCAACAGUAA